AUGAUCGACCGCGAGAAACCGGUCCAGGACUGCUUGCGGCAUCUCAUGCCGAGCCUCUCAAUAUAUACUGAAGGCAGGCACUAUCAGGAUUGUCUCGAGCUAUAUAAUCAUGCGCUGAGCAAGCAAUCACUGGUCUGCGCCCGGCCGCGGACAGAACAAGAGGUCUCACAUCUGGUUCAAUUAUGUACCGAAGAAUCCAUUCCCUUUGCUGUACGCUCAGGUGGUCAUGACUUCUUCGGUCGCUCGCUGGUUCACAAGGGCAUUCUCAUCGACAUGCGCGCAAUGGACUCGGUCGGAGUCGAGCCGGACCAAGCCAGCGCGCGCGUUGGUGGCGGGGUGAUUGCUGGCCCCCUGCAGGAAACACUCAAUUCUCAAGGCUUAUUCACCCCUACUGGACAGGCAAAAUCCGUGGGUUAUGUCUCGUGGGCCUGUGGUGGAGGGUAUGGCUUCUAUGUUGGGACGUACGGGUUUGGGGUCGAUCAGAUCCUCGGGGCUCGAGUGGUUCUGGCCGGGGGGCACGUUGUUGAUACCGACGAAGAUCCAGAAUUACUGUGGGCACUCCGCGGGGCCGGGGCCGGCAUAUUUGGCAUUGUCACGGAGCUUCGCGUGAAGGUGUACCCAGUGCCUAAACUAUAUGCUGGCUUCCUAGCCUUCCCCCUGGCCGAGGCCGCAACAGUCCUGGACAGGAUUGAAAAGCUCUUAGAAGAUGAUUUCCCCGAUGAAUUUAGCGGAGAUGCCAUUGCCGUGAAUCCUGAAAUGGCACCGAUGCCGGUAACCGAGCCGUGUUUUGUUUUGUUUUGGUGUUGGACUUCGAUCAGCGGAGACAUUGCGCCUGCGAAAGGUUUUCUUGAGCAGAUGAUGCAGGCCGGUAGGGUUCUGGGAAACACGGUCACGGAGACUACACCAGCCGCCUACGGCUUGGGUGACUCAUCUUCAGGAAUCUUCUUUCGCAGUCGAAACGUUGACCGGAUACAUCAGAAGGUUGGUGCCAUCCUCGCACUGCACCCUCCACCGCAUCCGCUGUCUGCUGUCAUCUUUCACAAUAACCACGGCAAGGGGGUUCGACAUGAAGUCUCAGAUAAUGUCGGGGCGGCCUUUCCGAAUCGGCACCAACAUGUCAUUCUCGGGCUCCAUGGUGGCACUAAACCAGGUCAGGUCGAUGCACAGGAGCUUGCAGAUGCAACCAGAUGGGUUACAGAAUUAGAGGAGGCGAUUGAUCAGACCGGUCUCUCGUUGCAAGGAGGGUUCCCUGCAUUUUGGCCGCCAGAUCAGGUGGAUGUAGAAGGUUUCUUUGGGGGGCAGGGGGCCACAAGACUGCAGCGAUUGAAGGCGCGGCUGGACCCGAAUGAUCUAUUUCACCAUGCGCUGCCCGGUCUCAAAGCAGGCUGA
Molecule: messenger RNA, 1389 nt
Organism: Aspergillus udagawae
Lineage: Eukaryota; Fungi; Ascomycota; Eurotiomycetes; Eurotiales; Aspergillaceae
Product: FAD-binding oxidoreductase
Exons: 2
Coding region: 1-1389 (462 amino acids)
Molecular function (GO): FAD binding
Source: RefSeq, a predicted model, not a curated record